UAUAUUAAUUCCACGUGAUCAACUGUGUCUUUUUAUCUAUUGAAUAAUAAUCUCAUUUAGAGUUUCUACCAAGUUAAAAGUUUUAGUGACUGUCAUGUGAAAACACAGUCUUAUCAGAUUGACAAUCGGUGUAAUGAAAUUAUUGCCACUUGUAGCACUGACAAAACAAAGACAACAUAAUAUGUUAUGAAAUUAUUAUUUUCACAAUGCUAUGUCACAUCUCGGGGUAGUGUUUUCCUUAAGAAUGUUACGAAAUAUUAAGUUUUUAAUUUUGUCAGGGUUAGUUAACAGCCACAGUUAUAAUAGUAUCUAAUAGCUGAUACACAAUUGAAGUCAUAAGAAUGAUGAAUGAUAUGAUAUAAGGAUAAAAAAUAUUUCUGUGGAAUAGACGAACGAAUGUCGAAUGACUGACUACAUUUAUUGGUUUUUAUAAAUAAUAUAAUAACCCUGGAUAUUGCUGGUUGAAAAUAAAAUAAAAUUAUAUAUUGAUUUGGCUAUCAGAAUUUCAAAAAUAUUAAGGAAUAAAAAAGAAAAAAGAAGACAAGUUAGAAGAUUGGGCGUUGCCUUAGGUUUGUCUCAUCAAAUAACCUACUCAAGAUUGGGCACUAUGGCUAAGUUCCUUCGCCUAUUCCAAUGGACGAAUUAAUUAAACUACUAUGUAAUACUACGAGUGAUUGUCCGAAAAGUAACUAAUAAUAGUAUGUAACAGAAUAUUUAAACUUUGGUUAAAGUAAUUAAAAUUUUAAUUAAAGGUUGAAAAAAAAUUAUAACUGAUUUUUAAGAAAUAGGCUGUAUGGGUUCAGAUCUCUUUGCCCUCUUGCUUCGUGGGAACUAACGAUUGUCAAAAAAGUUUACUUUCUUUCAUUUGCACAAAGUAAAUAACAUCACGUAUUUUUUUUUUUAAUUAAAAACCGCAACUUAUAAAUUACUAGUUUAAUUAGGUGUCAUCCAUCAAAAUCAUUUUUCUUUUAUGUGCGACUCCUUGUGUUAUAAUAAGCUAAGGUUUGUAAAUAUUUCUGUAACUCUAACCUAUACAAUAAAAAUCAAACUUUAAAAAAUAGAAUGUAGAUAAAUUUGUUUAGUUACUUCAAAGAAAAAGUUAUCACAAAAUGAUAUAAAAAAACUACGUAUUAAAACAAACUUGCCAUACGUUGUCUUUACAAUCAGAAUCAGAUUGUUUUUAUAUCUUAAAAUAACAACAUAUCUGUAUUAUUUUUAUGUCGAAAAUGUUCGCAUGACGCAACAACACUAACGCAAUAAAGUUUAAUCUGAUAUGACUGAAAAAUUCUUUGAAUUGUUUGGCGUAUGUGGAGGAUAUUUACUCGUAUUGUUGCCAUGUAUGCAUCAACAAAAGUUGUGGGUUACCUUUUGCAACCAUUCUUAGUAUAAGGCCCUGAUGUCCAUGUUAUGCAUAAGAAAAAGAAUUCAGUUUGUUCGGUAAUAUUCAAUCUUGCAGCGAUUUAACAAUUUUAUUGUGUCAUCAAAAAUACCUGUAUUGCAUUGGUAUCAGUUUUCACUUAUCAACAUUUUAUUAAAUAAAGUUUUGUGAAAUUACUAUUAAGGAAUGGUGUCUCUUUUAAGAAUCGCAUACUAAUGUCUUGCCCUUGUUAAUAUUUUUUCCUCAAAUUUGUCAAGUACAUUGUAAGGAUAAUAUUUUUUAGUUUAUUUUUGGUUGUUUACUAUUAUUGAUUGUAUACAUUAUCUGUUUAGCCGAAUGUGAGUAUAUCAUUUAACCUAUUUAACUUGAAAUAUCCAGUAAUGUAGAGCAGAUACAGGUCAAAUGUUACAAGAGUAGUUAAAAGCGGUUUGCACUCCCAGUUACUGCACUUUUUGAUACAACAUGAACUAUGUCACCUUAGCAACUUCUUAAGUAAGAACUGACAAUAAGCAAAUAUUUCCAGCUGAUCAUUUCUAAAGUAGUAUUCUUAUCAGUGUAGUGGAAAUAUGUUGUUUAUCUAUAGUGAUCUAAUGACCUAUGUACGUCAACAGUAGGUGAUGAGGCAAAUCUUGUGCUACAGUUUAGUCAGUUCAUUACUGAAAUCCACAAUGAGAAGUCACACAUACAUAGAUUCCUUGGGCUCGGCCAGGAUGAUGGCCCAAGUCCUAGAUGGAAAAUCUCUUGCCAAAGAUAUCAAAGAUGAAUUAAAACUCAAAAUACAAGAGUGGGUCAACAGGGGCCACCGGGCACCCUCACUAAAGUGUAUCAUAGUUGGAGACGAUCCUGCGAGUCAUACAUAUGUCAAAAACAAAGUUGAAGCCGCAAAGUAUGUUGGUAUUGAUGCUGAGACUAUAAAGUAUGAAGACACUUUAACUGAAGCUGAAUUAAUAAAUGCCAUUAAAGAGUUGAAUGCAGAUGAAAAUGUAGACGGUAUUCUUGUUCAAUUACCUGUGCCAGAAACUAUGGACGAGAGGAAAGUUUGCAAUACAGUGGCCCCGAAAAAGGAUGUUGACGGUUUCCAUAUUAUAAAUGUUGGUCAACUGUGCUUAGAUAUGCCCACUAUUGUCCCAGCAACUGCACUUGCUGUCAUUGAAAUGCUCAAAAGGUUCAAAAUCGAAACCUUUGGCCGGAAUGCUGUAGUUGUCGGUAGAUCGAAGAAUGUCGGUAUGCCAAUAGCUAUGAUGCUGCAUUCUGACAAGAGACAUGACAGCGGUUUGGGUAUGGAUGCGACGGUAACGAUAUGCCAUCGGUACACACCAAAAGAGCAGCUGGAGUCGUUCUGCCGUAAUGCUGACAUCAUUGUAACUGCUACUGGUAUACCAAGUCUUAUCAAAGCCGACAUGGUGAAACCUGGUGCUACAGUAAUCGACGUUGGUAUCACUAGAAUCACCGAUGAACAAGGAAAGACCAAAUUGGUUGGCGACGUUGACUAUGAUGAGGUAAGAAAAGUCGCGGGUGCCUUAACACCUGUUCCUGGUGGAGUUGGUCCGAUGACAGUCGCAAUGUUAAUGCACAACACAUUCCAAGCCGCACAGAGACUACGUGAUACAACCACUAACUGAGUGAGUCACACUCUGCUUACAUGCCGUUUCUGCGUUGCAUAUACUAUGGCUGUAUAUUAAAAAGUAUUGAAUCUUAUUAUUAGCGCGAUAGAUACCAUUUUUGUUACUGCACUCAUGUCUUUGUGUCAAUAUCGUUUAAUUAGAUUUUUCAUAUAUAAAAAUGAUAUUCUGUUUACUCUAAAAUUAGUUUUUAUUACUGAUAUGUAUUUUUAGUGGUUAUUUUUAUUGUAGUUCUAAACAACUGAUGAUAAUUUUUCUAGUUAAAAAUUUGGCAAUCUGUCCUUUUAUUUUUGUAGGUUAAACAAUCUUUGUUGAUGGAUAAAAAUAUGGUGAUGUAAAUUAUCAUUAUUUAUUAUUAGUUUUCAAUCAUUGCUAUUAUUAAUAUUGCUUGUUCGAAUUGAAGCUUUUUUUGUUGUUAUAUUUUUGACGAAUAUCAUUUGUGAUAUUGUAAAUAAAUAUGAGGCAGGUCCUCAUUAAAGUAACGUAUGACUAACAAAAACAAUGGCAUUAACGAGACAUGGCAGUUUCUAUUAUUGCCCUAAACGGUUCACACACAAAUAAAAAAUAAAAUACU
This is a messenger RNA of Diatraea saccharalis (sugarcane borer), 3574 nucleotides long. The record is from the annotation of a GenBank genome assembly. Lineage: Eukaryota; Metazoa; Arthropoda; Insecta; Lepidoptera; Crambidae.